GCCGUGUUUCAGGCGGAAGCUUACUCGUCUGCAAGCACGGAAGAUGGCAUCGUGUCUGUCUCCUCUGGAAGAAGACCUCACAUGUCCAGUGUGCUGUGAGAUUUUCUCAGAACCUGUGCUUCUCUCAUGCAGCCACAGUUUCUGUAGAAAGUGCUUGGAGCAAAGCUGGAAAGAAAAACAGAAGAAAGAUUGCCCUGUUUGCAGACAGCAGGCGUCCAGUGAGGAGCCACCAUUAAACUUAGCUUUGAAAAAUGCUUGUGAGUUUGUAGUGAAGGAGCGGAGUGCGGGAGCUUCCAGAGCAUCGCAAGGUGUGUGUCCGGUUCAUCUGGCUGGGAAGCUGCAGCUGUUCUGUGUGAACGAUCAGCAGCUGGUUUGCAUGGAAUGUGUGGCUGGGGAUCACCAACAGCACAGCUUCUGCUCCAUCAGCAAAGGGGCCGAGGAACGCAGGGAGGAGCUCAAGACAAAGCAGAAGGCUCUACAGGAGAAACUAGAUUCGGUUAAGAAUGCUAAAAACAUCUAUGUCCUGCAUUUUGAGUCUCAGGUCCAAAACACAGAGAGGCAGAUAAAAGAAGAGUUCGAGAAGCUUCACACGUUCCUCAGAAAGGAGGAAGAGGCCAGGAUUGCAGCACUGAGGGAAGAAGAGCAGGAAAAGAAGAAGAAAUUGGAACAGAAGAUCACAAAGAUGGAGAGAGAGAUUGAGUCUCUUACUGAGAAAAUUGAAGUAAUCAAGGAUGGAUUGGCUUCUGAGGAUGUGCCUUUUCUGAAUAAAUAUACUGAAGCAAAAGAAAGUGCUGAGUACACAGUCCUGGAUCCAGAGCUGGAUUCAGGAGCUCUGAUUGAUGUGGCCAAACACCUGGGGAACCUGAGAUACAGAGUGUGGGAGAAGAUGAAGGACCUCUGUCCUUACUUUUCAGUGAUUUUGGACCCGAAUUCUGCAAACGGCAGCCUCACCCUGUCAGACGACCUGAGCAGGCUUAUACCCGGGGGCCCAGUGCAGGCUCUACCAAGCAACCCUGAGAGGUUUACCGGGCAGACUGCGGUCUUAGGCUCUGAGGGAUUCACCUCUGGAGUCCACAGCUGGAUGGUGGAGCUUGGAGAGAAUGAGUGCUGGAAAAUAGGAGUGGCCAAGAUGUCAGUGAAACGAAAGAUGUUUGCUCCUGCCAAUCCAGAGGAUGGAAUCUGGGCCGUACGCUGGAAUAAAGGACAGUCCUCCUGGAACAACUGGUUCACACGUAUAGAGAAAAUUAGAGUUCAGCUGGACUGUGAUGAGAAAGAGGUGACAUUUUUUGACAAUUACAAUGCACAGCUAGCGGUCAAGUCUUUCCGGGUCAAAGAACAGUUAUAUCCGUUUUUCUUCACUACGAGCAGAUAUGCUCUCAGGAUCCUACCAUCCAAAGUGAUGGUGAAGAAAAAAUAAUCAUUUUUGCUCAUUGGUGUACGUUGUGAAGUUCCUUUUAACUGUGAAUCAAAGUACUGAAUUGAAUAUGAAUUGGGGGCAGUCGUGGACUGGAGGUUAAGGACCCAGCCUCGUGACCAUAAGGUCCCUGGGUUCGAUCCCCAGAGCCGACAGCACGUGACUGAGGUGUCCUUGAGCAAGACACCUAACCCCCAACUGCUCCCCGGGCGCUGCGAAUUGGGCUGCCCACUAGAGUGUGUGUGCUGUUUCACUGCACAGAUGGGUUAAAUGUGGAGGUGAAAUUUCCCCGUUGUGGGACUAAUAAGGGUCUCUUAAUCUUAAGUACUGUUUUUUCCUGCUGUGUUACAUCAGUUUAGAAAAUCCUUAAAAUUACAGCCAGUUGCCUUCUUCUGGAUGCAAGAAAUUGACAUUAUAAUAAUCAUACUUAGACUGUACCUUGUAACCAUUGUCCGUCUUAUUAAGUAUUGAAUUGCCUGUAAUGCUUACUCCAGAAACUGGGGGUCAAUAAGCUGUGCAGUCGGCUCUGGUAAAAAAUAAAAGAGAAGAAGAAAACAUU
Messenger RNA from Pygocentrus nattereri (red-bellied piranha), 1973 nucleotides. Its product is annotated as tripartite motif-containing protein 35-like. The transcript has 6 exons. The record is from RefSeq and is a predicted model, not a curated record. Gene Ontology annotation, molecular function: protein binding; zinc ion binding. Lineage: Eukaryota; Metazoa; Chordata; Actinopteri; Characiformes; Serrasalmidae. The coding region runs from base 44 to 1417 and encodes 457 amino acids.